Molecule: messenger RNA, 2659 nt
Organism: Perognathus longimembris pacificus (Pacific pocket mouse)
Lineage: Eukaryota; Metazoa; Chordata; Mammalia; Rodentia; Heteromyidae
Product: MAP/microtubule affinity-regulating kinase 4-like
Exons: 2
Coding region: 257-2659 (800 amino acids)
Biological process (GO): protein phosphorylation; intracellular signal transduction
Cellular component (GO): cytoplasm
Molecular function (GO): ATP binding; protein serine/threonine kinase activity
Source: RefSeq, a predicted model, not a curated record
UUAGAAUAUUGGUAAAAUCCAUGCAAACAGAAAUUUAGAGGGAGCUUCCUGUGGUAAUUUAAAGCCAAAAUUGGUAUAUUUCUUGCUCUGACCUCACAAAGACCCACUGGGAUUGCAUUCCCAGAACAGAGUAGGGAAAGCACUGACUAUAAUUGGUUUUGUUCCUAUACAGGUAAAAAAAUCUUAUUUGUACUAUUCUACAUCAACACAGUGAAAACAUCCUUUAUGUUUUGAAAUCUACAAGUUCUAGUUGGUGAUGACAAUGAACCCUGCUAAAAGUGAGGCAAUGGCAAGCCAGGCUCUGGAACCAGCCUCAUCUGUUAAAGAAGAACUCAGUAAACAUUAUGAUCUCCUAAGAACAUUAGGCCAAGGGACUUUUGCGGAAGUUAAGUUGGCCAAGCAUAAAAUAAGUAAAAAGACAGUGGCAAUCAAGAUCAUAAAUAAAGUAGAUGAUGCCAACCACCCGUCUUCAGAAGGCAUAAUACUAAGGAACUUGAAUCAUCCACGUAUUAUCAAAUUAUACCAUAUUGUUGAAAGCCCUAUGACGACUUGUUUGGUUCUUGAGUAUGCUACCCAAGGUGACCUCCUUGAGUAUGUUAUACAAUACAAACGCCUAAAGGAAGAAGAGGCCUGCAGGAUAUUCCACCAGCUUGUAGAUGCUGUGGAAUUUUGUCAUAAAAAUCAUGUUGUACACCGUGAUCUAAAACCAGAAAAUGUAUUAAUUGAUAAUGACUAUAAUAUUAAACUGAGUGACUUUGGUCUCAGUGCCUUUUUUUCAGAUGAGAAACCCCUCGAACUGUACUGUGGAACAAUGCCAUUUAUGGCUCCAGAAAUUAUCAAGUGCCAACCUUACCAUGGACCAGAAAUAGAUAUUUGGAGCCUUGGUGUAAUUCUUUUUUACAUGGUCACAGGCUCGGUGCCCUUUCCAUCAGAGGAUUUUGUAGAACUGGAAGGACAGUUUCUGCAGCUAAGGAAAGUCAUACCAACUCACCUUUCACCAGAACUGCACACUCUUAUAUGUGAUAUAUUAAAAAUUGAUCCCCUAGAGAGACCUCCAAUAGCACACCUCAAGAGGCACCCAUGGCUAAAGAUCUCGCCACCAUGUUGCAUGGAAAAUAAGCGCAAGGCUUCUUAUGAUCGUGUUACAAAAGCCAUGUGUGCUAUGGGAUUCAGCCUACGGGGCAUCAGGGAGUCUCUCCUCCACGACCAAUAUGACAACACAAUGGCGACAUACCUCUUAUUAGAAGAAAUGGCACCCGAAGAUGCCAUCGAUGUCAUACAAUCCAAGCCACACGACCAAGGAGGUACUUGUAAGCCCCCUACCAUCAUUUUUUCAGUAAGAGAAAGAGACAUUGAGUCUUCUGGGCACAAUGUCACUUCACCCUUGAAACCUUACAUGUCUGAUGAUGAGAUCUGCUCAUCAGAGAAGAGCAGCAAGGCCUCAGGAAUACCUCCAAGUUGUCUUCCCUACAGGCGGCCAAUAAGUUCAUCUGCUUGGAACCAAUCUGGCCUGCCUGGUGCUGAUGCUGUGCCAGUCUGCAUGAGUGGAAGCAGGAGGUACUAUACACAACUGAAGAGCUUGUCCUCUGAGAACCCACUGGCCGAGCCUAGUGUUGACCCUGUGCCAGUCUGCAUGAGUGGAAGCAGGAGGUACUAUACACAACUGAAGAGCUUGUCCUCUGAGAACCCACUGGCCGAGCCUAGUGUUGACCCUGUGCCAGUCUGCAUGAGUGGAAGUGGAAAGCAAAUAGUCAUCAGGGACUUGUUCCCAGCCCCAAGUCAUCAAGACAAUCUGGUGGGUCGGAGUGCGCCAGCUUCCAUCACACACACACAUGCCAACUCCCAGGGGCUGGGAUCAUCCAUCCGUCCAGAACAAACUGUCAUUGUUAGAAGAGCCACCACUGCCAACAAUGAAACAAAGCCCAACCCAUCCCCACAUUCUCGGCUGGUGGUAGUCAAUGUAACUCGCUGGUGCUACCCAAUAUCAACAGAGGUCACCCAUGAAGUAAGAGUCAAUAAAUCCGUCCGAGUUUCUGUGGUGAAAACCACGCCCACUUCAGCAUCACACACUCAAGUCAUCACCAGGGAUGCUAAUCACAGCAAUCAAACUUUCUCAGCAACCCAAUCAUCACUACUGCAAGACAACCUCAGUAGUCAGCCCCAAGUUGCACCAACUACCAAGUGCAACACAGCGGGCAUCAACCCCAUUGAAGACUCCAAGAAGAAACAUAUCCCUUUGACACAAUCAUGUUCCAAAACUGCCACCAUGAAUACUGUACACAGCACCAAAUACUACUCAUCCUACAGGUCCUCACUAACUGAAGAUGAUCUCAGUGGUCAGCUCCAAGUUGCACCAAUCACCAACCAUGACGUAGAGGAUAUCAUCUCUAUUGAAGAUUCCAUGAAGAGUAAUACCCUCCCAGCACAAGGCAGCAGUGAAGCUACCAUUGAGAACAGUGACAGAAAGCAUGACUCAUCCAUGAUAGACAAAGACAAAGGGAACACAGAUUUUAAAAUGAGCAGUCAUCGAAGUAUCCCAAGGAGGAUUUUAUCCUGGCUCCGCAAGCUUUGUUGUUGUUCUUGCCGGGGGACCAAAGCCAAAUGCCCUAAAAUUGGAAAGAAAGUCACUCCCCAGAGAAGUUGUCAACAUCCAGACUGA